AAACAGAAACGGUUUCACCCAAUCACCCAGCUAGCUAAACACACGCGGCAGCGGAGGCAGAGAGCACAGAGCAGAGAGAUGAAAGCUGUCACUUCACGAAACAAGCCAGUCCUCCUCCGCAUAACUCCACGAAUAACAAGCAAGGCGCAGCAAUCCUUUAGGCUACAGUAGGUUUGUUUUCUUUUCCUUCUCCUUAGAGACGAAUAGACCCCCUUUUGGAUCAGUGUACUCUUAAAUACCGUCUAUCCAAACAAACACCUGCUUGGGAAUUCUUUAUGCUGGGUGAGCCACUUCACCAAUGGACUAUAAUUCCUUCUUCAUGUGAGCGAAGAGAAGCCGAUGAUAAUAAUGCUUCAUAGUGCUGUAAUUUCUUCCUCCACCACGCCGUUCUCAGUUAAGGAUAUACUGAAGUUGGAGCUUCAGCAGCAGUCUCAGCGGCGGCACGCCUUACAUGUUGGACCGCCCCAUGAACGCUUUCAGGCGGAUCCCCAGCAGCACCACUUCGCCCUCCAGUCGCCACCGUCUUGUAUGCUGGCGGACAGGGACAGGGAUAGCCCGAUCGCUGGGCUCUCGGAGGUAGAGGAGAGGAUGUCCUACCUUAGUAGUCUGACGGUGCAGGACCGGCCGAUGGAGACAGGUCUACCCGGGGACAUGUUCAGUUCAUCGGAGCUGCAAGGACACUUAGCCGACACCAGCCUGGAGGUUAAACAGGAGGACAUAGACAGCAAAUCGUGUGGUGCGAUGGGGACAAGGGACUGCGAUGUGGCCACGCAAGCGCACUCGGACUCUGAGAAACCUCCGAAACAGCAGAGGACCCGGCGGAAACCGCGUGUACUCUUCUCCCAGGCGCAGGUGUUCGAGCUAGAACGGCGCUUCAAGCAGCAGCGUUACCUUUCUGCACCAGAAAGGGAACAUCUGGCGAACUCUCUAAAACUGACCUCCACACAAGUCAAAAUCUGGUUCCAGAACAGGAGGUAUAAGUGUAAACGGCAGCGACAGGACAAGACACUGGAGAUGGCCGGGCACCCUCAUCAUCCUCCCCCGCCUAGGAGAGUGGCAGUCCCAGUGCUUGUGCGGGAUGGGAAACCCUGUCUGUCUGGAUCUCCGAACUAUACGUCAUACGCUGUUGGAGCUGCCAGCCCCUAUAGUUAUAACGGCUACCCGGCUUAUACCUACAAUAACCCGGUGUACACUAACACCUAUUCGUGCACUUACUCUAGCCUGCCUGCUCUACCGCCGAACACUACUGCUAAUGCCUUUAUGAAUAUGGGUCUGGGGAACCUGGGUGCGUCGCCGUCUCACGGCCAAACCCCACAGGCACCAACCGUCACAGGUUGCCAAGGAACUCUGCAGGGCAUUCGGGCCUGGUAGCUGAAUGAAUGUGCUCAUCUUCAGUUAAAAUAAAUGCAAGGCUGCUCGAGAGUUUACUAAGUUCAUCCCACAGCCUAGUGUAUUUUGGGAUACCGGGGAAAAAAACUAUAUUUAUCCCAUGCUGCGCAGUAGAAUCAUUUUUCAUAUUAAGCUGCCAUAUUGAGACUCAUCUUGUACAAAGAGAUGAGCUGUGUUCGGCUCUUCCAAAAGUAUUUAGACUACUCCAGUGUUACUCUUUGACAUUGAUACAUUUCAGUGGGCCUAAAGACUUGCGCGCCAACAUGUGUGAUAUGUCAAACUGUUGGGUGCUUGUCACUCAAGGAUGUAGGCUACAUUGAAUGCGAGAUUUCCAGUCUUUACUUCAAAUAUUACUUUAAGUGUAGCCUACUGCAAUGAAACCACUGAAAAUCUAACAGAAAACCCCUCAAUAAAGCAUAAAAAAUAUAAGUAUUCUUUUGUUUUUUUUUAUUUAUAAUUUGCAGCUACUGCCUUUUUUAGUUAUGCUCGUAUUGUGCACUUGGAGAAGUCCCACUGAUAUAUAUAUUUUUUUAAAUCAGUAAGCAUAUUAAUACAAACCCUCGAGGGUCAAGCUUGCAACUUUUAGAGACAUCGUCUAUUCAUUUUGACCCUAAGAAUACAUUAUUUGAGAUCCCUGGAAGAAAGAGAUCAUUUUAUUCCUCAUUUAAAACGUAAGACAUUAUUAAAUCUUAUUUACCAUAAUUUGAUUACAGUAUCAUAUAUCUUUCUGAUUUUGAAUAACAUAUAAUUUAUCCAUAUUUUUGUUAAGAACUACAGCGAUUUGAAUCACCGUAUACCAAAAUGUGUAGUAGGCCUAUACUUAAUAUAUUGAUUAAAUUAACUUCCAAAAGUUACUAUAUAUGGCAUAGUUCUUUGAGCAGUUAUUUAUUUACUUCAGUAUUAGCAUAGCUGUUAGUAAGAAAGUUGUAGGGGUUAUGUCUGAAUGAUUUAAAUUACAUAACAAAUUUUAUGGUAUCCAAAAUAUCUUUGCAAGCUGUAUGUAAAAAUACUGGAGUAGGUUUUUUAUGAAUUCUAGAAAUGACCGUGUUUAAAUUGUUCUAAUUGGUUAAAGCACUAAGCUACUGGAGCCCAUCCACCCUCAGACUUUACCCUCAGUUUUCCAAUUUUGUGGUGUCCAACUCACGAUAAUUGCUUUGCUUCAUUGCAAUCACUCCAAGGCACAGUAGGUUCGCAAAUUUCCGCAUAUAUUCCGAGAUGUUUAUAAUACCACUCGUAGGUAUUUUCCGGGAGGAGAGCGCAUUCCCCGACCAAAAAUCUGGAUUUAGCUUGCAGCAGACCAGCCCAACACAAGGAAUCGCUAGAGCGUGAUGAGAGAAAGCAACCCCGUCCACAUCCAUCCGCACACGCUUGGGCAGCACAGAGCCAAUUUGCAGUGCCCCCUACGGGACACCAGGGCACUGUUGUGGUAUGACCGGGUAGAAGCGGCUAAAUGACGCCGCUGUUUUUCCACUACACCACUGAGGGCGGAUACAAUGUAGCCUAUAACAUAAUGUUAUGUCUACAGCUAAUGUGGAUUUAAAUAAAUAGAAAUUCGGGAAGCACACAUCUAGUUCUCUGUCUAGAUAAAGAAUAUUUUAGUUUGGCUUCACACUGUAAAAAGUAACUGCCUACUUUGAGUAGCGGCCUCUCAAAAGUCCAACCAUCAACUCAUCAGUGUGCUCAUACCACUUAAUGUUUUUGAGUUUGUUAUAUUUGGUAGAUGAACAAAUACCAAACUGUAUUUGUGUUCUGCUAAUAUAGUUAUACAGUUAUUCGAUUAAGUCUAUGUGACAUGUUAUUGUUACUUAAGUCUAGUUCAUUUUAUGUAUUUACUUAAAAUAGGCUAAAGAAGUAAUAGCCGGAUAUUGAUAUUAAGAUAUUAAAAUAUUUUUUUUUUUGCGAGUUGUGAAUCCACAACAGUGACAUGUUGCUCUGUUUGAAGAGCAUAGUGGGAAAUUAAAACAUUUUAGAUAUUAAAAACAAUAUCUUUACAUAAAGUGUAUCUCAUUUCAGAAGAAAGAAAAAUAUAUUUCUAAAAUAGUAAUGGGCAGAUAAUAUUGUUAUGAGGUAUUUUUGAUAAUAAUGAACCGAAAUCAAAACGUAUGGCAUAUUAAAAUUCUGUAAUAAGCCAAAACAUUCCCACCAUCAGCAAGGUCAUAAUCCACACAAAGGGUUAUGCGGCAUUCUUCGAUGCACACAGCUCGACCUGAAAUUAUUACUAGCACUGAGCGACGCCCAUGAAUAACACCGUCUUAAGUAGGUUAAAACACAAAAGAAAAAACAUUUCUUUAAAAGAAUGACCAGGGAUACUACGAUUUUAAAGAUAUUAGUAGCCUAAACAAUGCAAAUCAUUUAAGUUGAAGGGCCCCAAUUGUUACGUUCACUACAAAACAUAUUACAUUCGAGUAGGCUAACUUAAAACGGUAUAGUAGGGGAAAAAAGUAGGGAAAAAAAGAAAUAACCUAUAGUGUCAAAAACAGAAACAGUAAAGCAUUUAUUUUUCAUGAUUGUAAUAAUUUUAGUUUUAAUGUCAAUGGAAUACUGAGUUGGGUUUCUCAAAAUAGAUUAGGCAACUAUUUUCCAAAAACAAUUAAAAAUACUGUUAGCAGAACGAUUUAGACUACUUUUUACAGUGACAUCCAUCAAGAAUUUGUACCAUUGCCAGAAAUUGUUAAGGCCUGAUUAUUCUGGUAAUCAGGCACGGUGGAGAAAGUAUAUGCAAUAACAAAAUGUCUAUACCCUAUCUCAGCAGAGAGAGGAUCAUUCGGAUCAAAUUAAACAUUUUCGGGGUUAUAAUAAAAAAGAUGUUUGGUAUAGCUUUGGUUAAACUUCAGUGACCUGUGUUGGCUUUGUCAGUUUAUUAGCAUAAUGCCAUUCACCGCAACGGGAGGUCUCUUAGGGACCUGCUUAGGGCAACAAGCAUUAAUUUUCCGGGUUCAAGACAUUGUAUGUGUGUGUCCGUGUGUAACAGAGAGAGAGAAACGCUCAGUUUCUGUUUCUGCAUACAAAUUGAGUUUCACUCGGUUAACUUAAUGAAUGCAACCAUAACCAAAUAUAUAUAUUUGGUUACGUUCGGUUGUGGAUACGCACAAUUGAACUACGUUCGAUUGUGGAUAAGCAAUGCAAAUGUCGUUUGGCCAACUAUCAGUGCUAUUCUCAAAAGGCGGGUUUCCAAACUUUGCUCUGAACGCUGCUGAGAGAAGGAAAUACUGUAGCAGGGCAGGCCAGAAACACAUACAGACACAGACAAGAGCCAGAACUAUAAGAAAGACAGAAUGCAGAAUGGAUCAUUUAGGGUAGAGGGAGACAUUAUCCAGACAACGCGCACCCACUGAGGGCCCACAGGUCCACAAAAGCUGAACCGACCUGUGUUAAGAACAACAUUUAAUUAAAAAUGCAAACAUCUUGUAUACUACUAAUGUGAGUCUAUCAAUCUCAAAAAGUAAAAUUAUAAUUUUGAAAUGUAGAAUGUUUUCUUAAUUUUAACUUUUAAUGUAAAUGUUGUGAAUUCAGAAAGAAUGUCAAUAAUUAAUUUCCACAUUAUUUCAAGCUUCUAGCAACUAACUCAUCACGUGAAAAUAACUGCCUUUUUCUAUUUGUCAUUGCGUUUAAACUAAAUUAAUAAAAACUAAUGAGAGAAAGUUCACACUUUUUCCACUUCGGCUCCUGAGGAAAUGUGUUCUCACGAUCACAUCAACGCAAUUUCCCACUUUUUCAGUGGGAAGCACAGAUUGUCAAAUUAAGGGUAAUGAUCACUACAGUGACAGAAUGACAAGAUUUGGGUUUACACGGAGGAAAAGCAUUGAUCUUUAGGUCAGCUCUCCAUAUCACCGUUCAUUAGAGAUAGUAAAUCGUUUUAAACAAACAACCUAUACAAAGCAAUGAUCCAAUACGUAGCAUAGACACCAUUAACGGAGAUAGAAUACAAUUGCAACGUAAACAAAGUGUUUGUCUCCAGUGAUAGGGGCGAGGCCGCUUCCCCUGGCUACAGCACUGCCGGUAGAGGACAUACCUGUGUCAGGAUAAGUGGCAAAGAGACUCUAAAGUAAAUAGAGAUGGCGACAGAAGGGCGAUGCCUGAGGACGUGGGGUGUGUGUAUAUGUGUGUAUGUGUGUGUUUCGAGAGUGCCAGAGAAGUGAUUGCUAUCUAUAGCAGCUCCGAAGUGCCAAAGAUAGCCGUUUAUCCACAAGGCGAACGACGAAAACUGAGUUUCCCAAAACAAAGUAUCCCAUGGCAACCCACUUGAAGGGUAGAGAGAACAAAGGCCAAAUAUAGAGUAUAGAUAGCUAUAGACCAAGCCGAGUAACUGAAAGACUGACGGCCCACCGCACUCCCUGCAGUCUGCCGAGAUUUGUACUCCAUCAGUCUGGUCUACGGGAGCAGCGGGAUUGAGGAAUGACAGCAAUGCUGGACAAACAUGUAUAAGCUUGAAAUGAGCUUUUACAGAUCCACGUGGGCAUUAUAUUUAUAAUAUGUUGAUUCAUAAAUGUGAGUCAUGUUAUAGGAGAUUGAAAAGCGUGUCUUCUUGAAUUCAGGGAGGCCUAGAAAGACAAUGUAUUGCCAUGAUCACCAUGAACACCUGCAGGAUUGCUCACUAGAAUCUCCACGAUUUUUCCAGCAGACAUGUUUUGACAUCUCCGUGCUGUGUGUUAUCUGUAGUCAGAAAAGAAAGACGAAAACCUCUGUUUAGUCAGAGGACGAAAACAAAACAACUGAGGAGCAAGAUCACCCACCUGUCAUCACAUUAUAUCAUCAAUGAAAGUAGGUCUGAAGGUUACACAAUCUGAAUAGAGAGACACACAGACAGUGGUGUGUGUGUGUGUGUGUGUGUGUGUGUGUGUGUGUGUGUGUGUGUGUGUGUGUGUGCGUGUGUGUGUGUGUGUGUGUUUGUGCGCGCGGCGCGUGAUCACAUGCAAUAGCCUAUUACCAGACGCAGUAGGCCUACAUCAAUGUAAUGUGUUGAGGUACUUUAGACAGCCUUACACAACGAUUUCAACAGGAAAUGGACACGGGUUAUUAAGGCCGAGACAUAAAAUCCAAAAUAAUCCAAGGACAGAAUACUCCAAGCACCCCAAAAAUAUGUCACUGAAAAUAUAUAAAAAAUGUGUUUUAAAAAAUCAACAAAACAGGCAAAAUACAAAAGAUUCCUAUUAAAAGUAUUAAUAAAUAUAUUUUUUUUUUAUCUCACAAUUAUAGUAUUCAGAGGAGAUACAAUUGUCACCAGGACACAUUUCAAUUUGAAAUCCUGAUAUCAGUCUUGUCUUAAAGUUAUUCUGAUUAUUUUGCUCAAUUGUAAUUGGUGAAAACCCAACCGCUCUGUGUAGAGCCACUCCUUGGUGGGGCGCGAGGCAACAACCCUGCCUUCUCAACCCCAGUGUAUAGCUGAAUCCUUUUGUACCACAGGGUGGCGCUAAAUCCCUUUUCCUUAAAAUAACAUUUUAGUCGACUCAAAGACUUAAUGAAUGGUUGCAAAAAGGUUUCAUGUUUAGCUGACGUUUUAUAUUGCUUUCUACAUUGUAUUUUGUACUUUGAUGGAACUCAUUAUAUAUUAAUGCAAUAGACUGUUCUCAGGAAGUUGUUUUCAUUAGUUGAAUACAUGCAAAAACUGAUAUGGGUCUCUGUAAUGAGCUUAAAUUAAACAAAUAAAAAGAGAAUAAUAUCAAGGUCCUUAGGUUACAAAAAAUAUGAAGACCUGAUAAUAUAUGUUUUGUUCAUAUCUAUUCCACAGUUAUCAGGCAGGAAGGGGAACACUCAUUCACUGCAACAGCAGGAGAGGACUAAUAAACGUUUACUAAGCAGAAAUACCUAGGGUUUAAAUGUAACAAAAAUAAAAAAAACGAUGUCAUGAAAUCCAAACACAUAUUACUUUCUAGGAAAAAGGUUUUGGUAUUAGAUACAGCUACAUGGAAAGAAGCCUCCAGCACACCUGUAGGAUCAGAGGUGUAAAAAGUACUUAACUGGGUUUAGCUGUGUUCACCACUUUAGAGAAAUAUCUAAUUAAGAUCUAAGUAAUCAGGUAAAGGGAGAUCAAAACUAACCAGCGAUCAACUAAAUAAAAAGUGUGCACAUUUCCAACUAAUGUCACUGGUUAGUUAUUAACUCCGUUUCUCUUGUCAUUUUGCUCUGACUUAGAAACUUGUGAACUGUUGAACACAGCCGAGUACUUUUGCUUUGUGCUUUUAACACCUCUGUGUAGAAACAUUUUCAUCACGGCUGAGUGUGAAUGGUAUUGCUGUUUCUGGUUAACUAACACUGGUCUAUCAUGAGACAUAGCUAGUAAGAUGCUACGCCUAAAUAUAUUUGUUGAUUUUUGUUAACCAAUGCUUGGAAUCUUUUGUUAUUACUCGUUUUUCUCCUUCAUUCAGCAUAGCCUUUUAUGCUAGCUAGGUUACCUAACUGAGUGAAGUGUACUCAGUAUUGUUGGAUGGUGUGUGUCCCACCUAGAUAUCUUCUGAUGUAUGCACUACUUGUAAGUCGCCCUGGAUAAAAGCGUCUGCUAAUGACAAAAACUACAUUUAUAAUGCCCCAUAAAUAUUUACGGACAUAUUACAAAUUGUCCUGAUCGUUAAAAGGUGGAGCAUUUUGCGAAAUCCUUCUGGUGCAAUUUCCCCGCAUGCAUUUGUUAUGUUGUUUAUAUAUAAAAACAUAUAUUAUUGAAUAUGUAAACACUACGCAGCAGCCAACCAACACUGAAAUAAAAAGACCUCCCCUGGAUAUAUUUUAUUCAUUUUUAUUCAAGGU
Esox lucius (northern pike) is the source of this 8130-nucleotide messenger RNA. RefSeq names its product NK2 homeobox 3 (gene nkx2.3). Gene Ontology annotation, biological process: regulation of transcription by RNA polymerase II; cell differentiation. Gene Ontology annotation, cellular component: nucleus. Bases 340 to 1371 code for a protein of 343 amino acids. NCBI's taxonomy places the organism in Eukaryota, Metazoa, Chordata, Actinopteri, Esociformes, Esocidae. The transcript has 2 exons. Gene Ontology annotation, molecular function: RNA polymerase II cis-regulatory region sequence-specific DNA binding; DNA-binding transcription factor activity, RNA polymerase II-specific. The record is from RefSeq and is a predicted model, not a curated record.